AUGUUCUAUCUUAUCCUUUUCCUCGCACUACAAAUCGUCCUCUUCGGGGCUUGGGUAUCGGGUACCCUUGACCCCUACCAGAAGAAAUUCCAGGAGAUAUUGCUGGAGAUGAUAGGGGAGAAUAAAGUUUCUUAUGGAUUGAAGAAGAGUUUAACUGGCAAGAAACUCAUCGAAGACGAGAACUUCAGCAAGAUCCAAGAUGCAGUGGGUAAUCAGAUAGGAGGUGUGUUUGGGAAGGGAGGAUUGGGCGAUGGAUUGGGAACUAUGCUCAGCAAGGGCCUGUGA
This is a messenger RNA of Penicillium subrubescens, 285 nucleotides long. RefSeq lists its product as uncharacterized. Lineage: Eukaryota; Fungi; Ascomycota; Eurotiomycetes; Eurotiales; Aspergillaceae. The coding region runs from base 1 to 285 and encodes 94 amino acids. The record is from RefSeq and is a predicted model, not a curated record. The transcript has 2 exons.